CCCAGUUCAUAUUGAGUUCCCCAAGAUCAAGCUCGUUCACUAUCAAGUGGAAAUUUGGACUUUUGUCAUUUUCUCAGGAUUAAUGAUGUCUACCUCGGUCGUUUUGGGAGAGGACCAAGAAGACAACCAACCAUUUUAUUGGCCUAAACAAUUGGCAGAUUGCCACAACAUCACGUUGCUGAAGCGCAUGAACUUUGAUGAUUGGGAGAAUGAGCAUUACGGCCAUUUACGGCAAGUGAUGCCCAAAUACCAACUCUGUCUACUAGCAACUAAACGCGGAUGCAAGGACACGAUUCCCGAACCUUUGGAUGUGGCCAUAAUGUUAGUGAUCUUCCUUGUCCUCGCUGCUUGCUUGCUUUACUUUGCUUUCUUCAAGCGGGAGGUCCGUCCCAAGAUGGGAAUUAUGUCGUUUUUCACCGAAAGAAACGAAUGCAGUCGAAGUGUCAGAACCAUGCAAUCACCCAAUGACGACGGGUCAAUUACUGGACCCCUAAUCAACCAUAGCAUGCCAUCCUCAAAGUGAAAGAAGCUGGAUGCUCCUCCUGGCUACAAGGAACUAAAAGAGUCAGCCAAACCCAUUCAACAAGCUAGGAACACCAUUCCCGAGGAGCAUUUGCCCACCUAUGCUGAAGCCGUGCUCAUUUCCAUGCCUCCCAAGGCUUAGACCAAAUCUUUUAUGGCCAUCAAUUUGAGGCACAAUUCAAUAUAAGCCCAAAAAAAACCUCUACCCUACCUGCGUCGAUCCAAACAGCUCGGGUGUCCUGGCCCAUGGGAGAGUUGCCAAUGGUGGUCAAGAUGAGGCUUCGAUUUUCGUGGGUGGCACCCACUCGCUCAUUCCGAACCACACCUGGGUUCUCUUUCUCUAUGGUAUUCAAAUGAUUGACUAUCUCCUGAAAUCUGAGAAACACAACAGCAUAAAAGUGACAUACGGUA
Tigriopus californicus is the source of this 933-nucleotide messenger RNA. RefSeq lists its product as uncharacterized. Lineage: Eukaryota; Metazoa; Arthropoda; Copepoda; Harpacticoida; Harpacticidae. The record is from RefSeq and is a predicted model, not a curated record. Bases 83 to 523 code for a protein of 146 amino acids. The transcript is spliced from 3 exons.